Molecule: messenger RNA, 2293 nt
Organism: Populus trichocarpa (black cottonwood)
Lineage: Eukaryota; Viridiplantae; Streptophyta; Magnoliopsida; Malpighiales; Salicaceae
Product: transcription factor bHLH3
Exons: 1
Coding region: 478-1989 (503 amino acids)
Biological process (GO): regulation of DNA-templated transcription
Cellular component (GO): nucleus
Molecular function (GO): DNA-binding transcription factor activity; protein dimerization activity; transcription cis-regulatory region binding
Source: RefSeq, a predicted model, not a curated record
AAAAAUAAAAAGGAAAAAAGGACCGCCCUAGAUAUAUCAUCAGAUCAGAUCAAAUCUUGAAUCAGAAACACCAUGUGAAGAUUUUCAGACAGGUGAAACUGAAGAAUCUUUGAAAGCUGAAAAAUUCCGACCAUACAAACCCAAAGAUAUAGGUGAGGCUUCCUUCUCUUCUUUUAGACAAGUAUUUGUAAACUGUCUGUAAGUCGACAACUUGUUGUUGUGCUGUAAAAAUAGGAUCAACAUCUUGUCUUCUUCAUAAGCUUUAUUCAGUUUGCUACAUGUGAAACUUGCGGUUCUGUUGAGUUUGUGUGAUCUUAAAAAUUCUGCCGGGAAUCUAAGCCUUGUAAUUUUUUUACUUAAUUUUUGAGUGGGGGGUCAUGAAUCAAGGGUGGUUUGGAUAUUAGAAUGAGAGAAUUCAGGAUUUAUGUAGGAUACAGUUUUUGAGAUAUUUGAGGUUUGUUUGAGAGGGAGACGAACAUGGGUGAGAAAUUUUGGGUGAAAGAAGAAAAUCGUAUGGUGGAAUCAGUGCUGGGUGUUGAGGCCUGUGAAUUCUUGAUCACGUCGGCUUCUAAAAACAUUUUGAAUGAUUUGGUUUCGCCGCCUGCUAAUUUGGGUGUGCAGCAGGGUCUUGGUAAGGUUGUAGAAGGUUCUCAUUGGAAUUAUGUGAUUUUCUGGUAUGCUUCUGGCUUGAAAUCUGGUGGGUCUAUAUUGGUCUGGGGUGAUGGGAUUUGCCAGGACCCGAAGGGUGGAGGGGUUGUACAUGGAAGCUCCAGUGGGGAUGGCAAAUUGGAGGGAGUAGAGAAAAGAAAAGUGAAGAAGUGUGUGCUUCGAAAGCUUCAUGCAUGCUUUAAUGGAUCAGAUGAUGGUAGUUUUGCGGCCAGUUUGGAUGAGGUUUCGGAUGUGGAGAUGUUUUAUCUAACCUCAAUGUAUUUUACAUUUCGGUGUGAUUCAGCAUAUGGCCCUGGAGAGGCAUUCAAGUCUGGUAGGUCCAUUUGGGCGUCUAGCAUGCCUAGCUGUUUGGAUCAUUACCAAUUGAGAUCAGUUUUAGCCAGAUCAGCUGGGUUUCAAACAGUGGUGUUUUUACCUGUUAAGUCUGGAGUUCUAGAGCUCGGUUCUGUCAAAUCAAUUCCCGAAGAGCAUGAUUUUGUGGAGAAGGCAAAAGGUUUGUUUGGGGCUUCUAAUAAUGCACAGGCAAAGGCAGUUCCAAAAAUUUUUGGCCGCGAACUGAGUCUGGGUGGCUCAAAAUCACGAUCAAUUAGCAUUAACUUUUCCCCAAAGGUUGAAGAUGAACUGGUUUUCACUUCAGAAUCUUAUGCAAUGAAAGCAACAAGCACGAAUCAAGUUUAUGGAAGUACUUCCAAUGGGCGCCCUAGUGACAAGAGUGAAGCAAAACUGUUUCCGCAUCUGAACCAAGCAAUUGUGGGUUUCAAUACUGAAACAGUGGUUGGUGGUUUGGAGCAGCCAAAUGAUGACUUGUCCCCUCAGGGUGAUGAGAGGAAACCAAGGAAGAGGGGAAGAAAGCCUGCCAAUGGAAGAGAAGAGCCACUGAAUCAUGUGGAAGCAGAGAGACAGAGGAGGGAGAAGCUCAAUCAGAGAUUUUAUGCUUUAAGAGCUGUUGUCCCCAAUAUCUCUAAAAUGGACAAGGCCUCUCUGCUUGGAGAUGCCAUUACCUAUAUCACUGAUCUCCAGAAGAAGAUUGGGGCUUUAGAAACAGAAAGGGGGGUGGUAAACAAUAAUCAAAAGCAGUUGCCAGUGCCAGAGAUUGAUUUUCAGCCUGGACAGGAUGAUGCAGUUGUGAGGGCAAGCUGCCCUCUGGAUUCUCACCCAGUUUCUAGCAUCAUAGAAACAUUCAGAGAACAUCAAAUUACAGCUCAAGAGUGCAAUGUGUCCAUGGAGGGUGAUAAGAUUGUUCACACAUUCUCUAUCCGGACUCCAAGUGGUGCUGCUGAGCAAUUGAAGGAGAAACUGGAGGCUGCACUUUCUAAAUGAUCUCAUCUCACUGUAUAUUUCUAUUUACAUCAUCAGACUAUCUCAUGCAUGUCCCGGUCCUUGUCAAAAAUGGGAUUGUGUAUCGAUAGAUGAUUAGCUUCUGUAGUCAAGUUUUAAAAGAGAGCAAUCCGUGUUCCGAUCAUUGCUGUAUGGUCGUUUAAAAAGCUACCAAAUAGACAGAACAGAAUGUAUGUAACAAUACUAGGAGAAAACUCUGAAAUCACUCCUCAGGAAAGCUCCAACUGGGAAGUGGACACCAUUAUUGCAAAACAGUCUGAAUCAUCCACCUACGUUGUUCUGUCUA